Eubalaena glacialis (North Atlantic right whale) is the source of this 477-nucleotide messenger RNA. It is a transcript of the gene LYRM7, whose product is annotated as LYR motif containing 7. NCBI's taxonomy places the organism in Eukaryota, Metazoa, Chordata, Mammalia, Artiodactyla, Balaenidae. The transcript is spliced from 5 exons. Gene Ontology annotation, biological process: mitochondrial respiratory chain complex III assembly. The coding region runs from base 71 to 385 and encodes 104 amino acids. The record is from RefSeq and is a predicted model, not a curated record.
GCGGUGACUGGUUGCCGAGAGGCGGGGCGGCUCGACCGCUGGGGAAGUAGGCGCAGCUGUGAGGCGAGCCAUGGGUCAGGCGGCCAAGGUUUUACAGCUCUUUAAAACACUGCACAGGACCAGACAACAAGUUUUUAAAAAUGAUGCUAGGGCACUAGAAGCAGCCAGAAUAAAGAUAAACGAAGAAUUCAAAUGUAAUAAAAGUGAAACUUCUCCUAAGAAAAUAGAAGAGCUAAUAAAAAUAGGUUCUGAUGUUGAAUUGAUACUCAGAACAUCUGUUAUACAAGGUAUUCACACAGACCACAAUACGCUGAAAUUGGUCCCUAGGAAAGACCUUCUUAUAGAAAAUGUGCCAUAUUGUGAUGCACCAACUCAGAAGCAAUGAAUUUUUCUAGAAUAAAAUUGUCUUUAUCAUUUUUAAUUUUAAAAUAUAUAACUCUGGCUAAACUCCUGGAAAUGCAAGUAUUUUUCUCUGAA